This is a messenger RNA of Exophiala bonariae, 879 nucleotides long. RefSeq lists its product as uncharacterized. Gene Ontology annotation, molecular function: metallopeptidase activity; zinc ion binding; integrin binding. The record is from RefSeq and is a predicted model, not a curated record. The transcript has 2 exons. Bases 1 to 879 code for a protein of 292 amino acids. Gene Ontology annotation, cellular component: extracellular region; cell surface; fungal-type cell wall. Lineage: Eukaryota; Fungi; Ascomycota; Eurotiomycetes; Chaetothyriales; Herpotrichiellaceae.
AUGUCUGUUCUUCUCAAAGCCCUUUUGGUGUCUGCCAUCACCGGUGCCAUUGCAGCCCCUGCAAGAUUAGAGGCUCGUCAAGAGUCUUCUUCGAACGAGACCUCUUCUUCCACUAUCGAGGCGUGGGAUGCUGGUUCCGUCUCCCAAUUCCCCAUCCACGAGAGCUGCAAUGCCACGCAAGCCCACCAGAUCGCCGUAGGAUUGAACGAGACCAUCCAAUUGGCUGAACAUGCCAAAGAACAUGUCUUGCGGUACAAAAACAGCUCCGAGAUAUACCGCCGCUAUUUUGGAGACCGACCCCCAUAUGAGGUGAUCGGUGCAUACGACAUCAUCGUCAGUGGCGAUAAAGGUGGCGUCCUUUUCAGAUGUGACAAUCCUGACGGCAACUGUAACCUGCCGAACUGGGGUGGCCACUGGCGCGGUUCAAACGCGACGGACGAGACCGUCAUCUGUGACCUGAGUUAUUCAACCCGUCGGUCUUUGAGCCAGAUGUGCGCAUUGGGAUAUAAUGUCGCCGAGUCUCCCACCAACACUUUCUGGGCCGGCGACUUGUUACACCGACUUUAUCACAUGCCCGCCAUUGGCUGGGAAUACAUCGAGCAUUUCGCUGAUGAUUAUGAGGAAGUCGUGGAGCUUGCGCUGUCGGAAAACACUACCUCAACUCAUGACAGUGAUACUCUGCAGUAUUUUGCACUCGAAGCUUGGGCAUAUGACAUUGCCGUUCCAGGAGUUGGCUGUAGUGAGGAAUCUCAUUCUGAUGCGGCUACAAGCUCCAGCAGCGCACCUGCAUUGCCGGCAAUAACAACAAGCGCCUCAGCCACGCAGACUCAAGCUCCAUCCUCGACUCUGUCGAUCCCUCCUGUGAGUAUGGAAUGGUGA